AAAUGAGUAUUUAUACAUCACUGUCAGCUCUUGCUGAGAGCGUUAGGAAUUACUUCUCACAAUAACAAACUCCACUGUUAUUCUACACAUCCAGUUAGAAUGGAUAUAUUCACUGGACAUAUCCUGGUUAACAAGGAAGGAGAGAAGGUGGACUCCGAGGAGGCUUUGCAAAAUAAAAUAGUUGGAUUAUAUUUCUCAGCUGGUUGGUGUUCGCCCUGCAGGGACUUUACCCCUGUAUUGUGUGACUUUUACACUGAGCUGGUGGAAGAAGCAGACCAGCCUGCACAGUUUGAAAUUGUAUUUAUCUCUUCGGAUAAAAGUGCAGAAGAAAUGGUGGAUUACAUGCAUGAAAUGCAUGGGGACUGGUUAGCUUUACCAUGGCACGAUCCAUACAAACAUGAGCUAAAAAACAAGUACAAGAUUACCGCUAUACCAAAACUUGUCAUUGUCAAGCAAAAUGGAGAGGUAAUAACAGACAAAGGAAGAAAACAGAUUAGAGACAGAGGACUUGCCUGCAUCCGGACAUGGCUUGAAGUAGGAGAUAUCUUCCAGAACUUUACAGGGAAAUAAUUUGCUAUUCAGCUCUUUUUUUUUUACACAAAGCAAUACAUUGUGAAUUACCGUAUUUGAUGAAUGUUUCAUAGGCCUUAUAUUUUAUUUAAAGAAUAAUUUAAUAAUCAAUUAAUAAAGUUUUCUAUGCAACAGAUAGCAAUAGAUCUGUCCCAGUAAUUUAUAGGAAAUGUUUAUGCCUCUCAAAAUGCACUUGGUUAUGUCUCAGGGCACUUAGU
This is a messenger RNA of Hyla sarda, 788 nucleotides long. It is a transcript of the gene NXNL2, whose product is annotated as nucleoredoxin like 2. The record is from RefSeq and is a predicted model, not a curated record. Lineage: Eukaryota; Metazoa; Chordata; Amphibia; Anura; Hylidae. The transcript has 2 exons. The coding region runs from base 100 to 570 and encodes 156 amino acids. Gene Ontology annotation, biological process: sensory perception; photoreceptor cell maintenance.